Messenger RNA from Linum trigynum, 465 nucleotides. NCBI's taxonomy places the organism in Eukaryota, Viridiplantae, Streptophyta, Magnoliopsida, Malpighiales, Linaceae. The record is from the annotation of a GenBank genome assembly.
AUGAAUGAAGCUUUUAUGAUUAAGAUUGAAUGGAGACUGCUGACUGAAAAGGACAGCCUGUGGGUCCAAGUUAUUCGCGGGAAAUAUUUACGCAAAACUGAGGCAGGAUGGGUCCCAAGAGUAACGGGAAGAUUAUCCAAUCUUUGGAGAGGGGUGAUUCGUGUUCUACACUACAUCCCAGAAGGAUCUAUGUGGAAUAUCAAUAGCGGCAUGCAAACGCUGUUCUGGACCGAUCGUUGGCUUCAAGAUGGGCCGCCGCUAGCUAUCUUUGCGAUUAAUCUCCCCGAGGCAGCAAGAGGAAUUACGGUGGCGGAAAUGGUCAUGAAUGGCAGCUGGAAUGAGGCCUUUGCUCGCGUGUUCCUCCCCGAGGAUAUAGUGGAACAACUAUUGCUACAUCCAAUCCCGCAAGGCAUUGAGACGGAUGGCCUAUUUGGAGGCUCUCCUCUUCAGGACGCUUUACGAUGA